This is a messenger RNA of Magallana angulata, 576 nucleotides long. RefSeq names its product collagen alpha-2(VIII) chain-like. The coding region runs from base 1 to 576 and encodes 191 amino acids. The record is from RefSeq and is a predicted model, not a curated record. Gene Ontology annotation, molecular function: protein binding. The transcript has 2 exons. NCBI's taxonomy places the organism in Eukaryota, Metazoa, Mollusca, Bivalvia, Ostreida, Ostreidae.
AUGUUUCUGACAUUUGUCGUGCUGAUGGUUUCAACAUUAUGUGGAUCGUGUGAGAAUGUGUCACCAACACCUGGUCUGAAAUCAUUCAGACAGGAUUAUAAAAACAUUGAAGAAACCUGUUUGGCUGUUGGCUUUGUCAAAAACAAUUGUAGAAAUGACUCCAAGACAUCCAAGACAAGUGAGGAUUAUCAAAUGGUUGCUUUUGAUGUGCGAUUAAAAUACCAUAAAAGAAACAUUGCCACAAAAGCACGGAUCAUGUUCGAAACGGUUGAUCUGAACGAAGGACUUGGAUACAACGCCUCCGACGGAAUCUUCACAGCCCCUAGUGGCGGGAUCUACGUGUUUGACUGGACAAUUCUUGCAUGGCAAGGUCAAACUGCUUACACCUCACUUGUCGUGAACGACCAGUUUAAGUCAUGGAAUCAUUGUCACGACAUCGGCUCUAAAACUUGGCCUCCCUGUAGCAAAAUGACGGUAGUAAAGCUAAGGCAAGGAGACAAAGCUUGGAUUGGAGUUUACAGUGGAACAGCAAAUAUAUUUGCAAAGCACACUUCAUUCUCUGGUUUCAAACUGUAA